Messenger RNA from Panthera uncia (snow leopard), 2846 nucleotides. It is a transcript of the gene SRRM3, whose product is annotated as serine/arginine repetitive matrix 3. Lineage: Eukaryota; Metazoa; Chordata; Mammalia; Carnivora; Felidae. The record is from RefSeq and is a predicted model, not a curated record. Gene Ontology annotation, molecular function: mRNA binding.
CCAGCGGCUCCGGGGCCAGCCGCAUGUCCUCCACCGUGAACAACGGGGCGGCCGGCAUGCCGUCCCCACCGGACGCGGCGAACGGCUUCCCUCAGCCGGGGGCCUCCUCGGGGACCUGGCCGCGGGCCGAGGAGGAGCUGCGCGCCGCGGAGCCGGGCCUGGUAAAGCGCGCGCAUCGCGAGAUCCUGGACCACGAGCGCAAGCGGCGCGUGGAGCUCAAGUGCAUGGAGCUGCAGGAGAUGAUGGAGGAGCAAGGGUACUCGGAGGAGGAGACCCGACAGAAGGUCAGGACUUUCCGGCAGAUGCUGAUGGAGAAGGAGGGAAUGCUGACCAGGGAGGACCGGCCUGGGGGCCACAUCGUGGCGGAGACCCCGCGGCUGCUCGAGGGCGCGGAGCCGGGCCUGGAGUACGCGCCCUUGGACGAGGACGACGGCCCGGUGGACUGCGACUGCCCGGCCACCUGCUACCGCGGGCACCGGGGGUACAGGACCAAGCACUGGUCCAGCAGCUCGGCGUCGCCCCCUCCCAAGAAGAAGAAGAAAAAGAAAGGCGGCCACCGGAGAAGCCGCAAAAAGAGGAGACUGGACUCUGAGUGCAGCUGUGGGAGCUCCUCACCCCUGCGCAAGAAGAAGAAGAGUGUGAAAAAGCACCGAAGAGACAGGUCUGACUCUGGGUCCCGGAAGAAGAGACGACACAGAUCUCGAAGCCCCAAGAGCAAAAGGAAAGAGAAGAACAAAGAGAGGAAGAGGCCACACGCGGAGUCCCCAGGUCGGAGGCCCCGUCGCCACAGCAGCGGCAGCUCCCAGAGCCCCUCCCUCUCCUCCCACUACAGCUAUUCCAGAUCACCCAGCAGGCUGAGCCCCAAGCACCGAGAUGACGGGCGGAAGACGGGCAGCCAGCGGUCCAGCGGGAGCCGGUCGCCUUCCCCGUCCGGCGGCAGCGGGUGGGGGUCGCCCCAGCAGAACGGCGGCAACAGACAGCGGAGCGGAGCGCACGGGGGCCGCCCCGGCUCGGCGCACAGCCCGCCAGAUAAGCCCAGCUCGCCCUCGCCCAGGGCCCGCGACCAGGCGGAGGCCGGCGCAGCCACGCCGCCCGCGCGGGGCAAGGAGAGCCCGAGCCCGCGCUCGGCUCCGUCGUCGCAGGGCAGAGGAGGCCGCGCGGCGGGCGGGACGGCCAGGCGGCGGCGGCGGCGACGGCGGCGGCGGCGCUACCCGCCUUCGGUUUUCUCCUUCAUCUCAAGGUCCAGCCUGCCGAGUGGCCUGUGGCCGGCCUGGGGGCCGGGGGACCCCCUCCCCACAGGCUGCAGGGGAGAUGCCCAUUGCCCGAAAGCGUCCCAUCCCCUACUACCGGCCCAGCCCCUCGUCCUCCUCCAGCUGCCUGAGCAGCGACUACUCAAGCCGGAGCCCCAGCCGCAGCCCCAGUCCCGGUCACAGCCACGGAAGCUACAGCAGCCGCAGCCGCGGGACCCGCAGCCGCACACGCAGCCCCUCCCGGACCCCCAGUCCCAGCUACCACAGCCGGAGCAGCUCAGAGAGUGGGGGCUUCUGAGCCCGGACAGACCCAGCUUGGUGCCCCCUGGCAUAGGGAGAGGCGAGGGGUCAGGCCCCAGGACCCGUGAGGGGGCCUGCACCCCACUGCUACAAGGGGGUCCCCGGGCCAGGGAAGACCUUGAGUGUGGGCGCCCUGCAGACAAGGAGGAGCUGGGUUCUGCUGCUUCUAGAGGGUCCCCACCCCCACCUCCUGCCUGCCCACCGUGUCCAGGGAACAAAGAGCCGUUGCGAACACAGGGAUCGCCCUGUCCCCCUUCCCGCUUGAUGCCAGCUCACCAGGCUGGGGACAGCUCGGUGGACCCAGGGACACCCCGGAAGGUGCCAGACCUGGAAGCCUCCCGCACCCACUCCACAGGGCCCUUGGCUCCUUUCUAUCAACGCGCAGACGAGGAGGUGGGAUGGCGGGCAGGAUCUAAGUCAGACAGAAGGAAGAACGACCCAACCCUCGGUACAUCACCAUCCAAGCUGGGGAGCGGCUUCCUUCUGAGCUGGCUGCAGGAUCCUGGCUGAUGGCUGGAGGCUGGCCCCACAGCCUCCCCCGACCCCUCCCCUGGCCCAGGAGGACCCAGACUAGGUGGGCCCCUAAGCCCCAGCCUGAGGAGCCGGGGAGCUUCCUCUUGGUCCCACCUCUCCCUUCCAGGCCAGGCUCUCCCCUUCGGCCCUCACCCCAUGCCCCGGGGCCAAGGCCGCAGCAGCAGCAGCAGCCAGGCCUUCUGCAUGACAAGAGGUGGCAAGUAUAGACUAUGCCGCGUCUGAGCCUGACAUCAAAAGGGGCUCAGGUCAGAAGGUGAAGAGAGAAGAGGUAGAUGGAAGAGAGCCUGUGAGGAGUGGGAGAAGGCAACGCAGUCCAGUGACCGAGCAAGCCCUGGUGUCCCAGUGUGCCCUGUGUCUGGGACAUGGGCCAGAUGGCAGCACAGGGUCGCAGGUAUAGGAUAACAGGCACUUCGGGGCCUGCCCGAGGGAGCGCUUCCUUCUCGGGAUUUGGUGGGGAGGUAGUCCGUGGAGGCUACCCGGAGAGGGGUGCUACAGCAAAGGGUAAGAUCUAGAUGAAGGGCCUCGGCCUGCGACCUCGAGUGGCACCCCCCCACCCCCAGCCCUCUUCUGCUGCUCCCAGCCCACUCCUCCUGGGGCCCUCAGGGAUCUCACAAAGUCUUCCUUGGCCCAACAGGGCAUCUGCCCUGGGCUCCCACAGGGGGGAGGGGUCUGGGGUCUGGUCCGGGUUCCCCCCUCUCUAUUUUCCCCUCCCUCUUUCUCCGCGGUGCGGAUAAAAAUUGGACUCUAAUAAACACUCGGUGC